AUGUUAUUCUCCACAGUUGUUGAUAAUGCAAAUGUAGUUAUAUAUUGCACGCAGGUUCCAAGGACUGCAUACCAGACAAUCAUUUUCCUUUACUGUACUACAGAAGCCACUAGAAGAGCUUGCGUUUCCAUCCUCCACACAAUUCGGUUUUGCAUCAAUUUUGCGCAUCGAGCAAGAAUCAUGGGGAAAGGCAGUCAGUAUGCUUGGUAUGUGUGUAUGGUAAUUGCGACGACUAUGAUCCUGUAUGGAUACGACUCGUCCACCUUCAAUGCUGUCCAAGGUUCCAAAAACUGGGUCGCCUAUUUCCACAAACCAAGCCCUGCCACAGUAGGCUCGAUCAACACGGCGUACUCUGUCGGCGGCAUUCUUGCUGGUGUUUUUCUGUCUGCUCCGAUCUCCGAUAGAUGGGGCCGCAAAUGGGCAAUCAUAGUCGGUUGCGUCUUUGUCAUCAUCUCGACUUUCAUCUCGACCUUCAGCCCUCGUAACAUUGGUGUUUUUAUCGCUGGACGUGCUAUUGUCGGAAUCGGACAAGGUAUUGCUCUUCCUGCAGGGUUAACCUAUAUCAGUGAACUCGCUCCGGCAGAGAGUCGUGGCAAGAUCAUGAGCUUUUGGCAAAUGAACUUCAGCGUCGGCAGUUUCUUGGCCUAUUGGAUUAAUUUUGCCUGCAGCAAGCAUUCAAAGACGCUUGGCGACUGGGAUUGGAAGAUUGUCCAACUUUUCCAAUUGCUGGCGCCUAUUCUCAUCAUUGCUGUCUUAAUUUUCUGUCCCGAAAGCCCAAGAUGGCUGGCCAAGAAUGACCGAAUGGAGGACGCUUUCAAGUCAUUGUCGAAAGUCCGAGAUGAUCGUGAAGCCGUGCGGAUUGAGAUGAGUGAUAUUACACGGGCAAUGCAGUAUGAGAAAGAGAAUAUCUCAUCUGGGUACUCUGCGCUCUGGAAGGACCCUUCUGUCAGAAAACGUCUUUUACUCGCUAUCGUUCUCAACAUUGGACAACAGUUGACGGGCCAAGGCUCCCUAAAUAACUAUUCGACGAAAAUCUAUCAAGCCGUCUUCACAGACAACAGCACCAUCCAGUUGAUCAACGCUCUUAACGGUACUUUUGGAAUAAUCUUUACCCUAAAUGCCACAUGGACAGUCGAUCGAUUCGGACGCCGUUUCCUCUUCCUAGUUGGUGCAGUUGGUAUGGCAGCUUGCAUGAUCACCGCUGCAGCAGUCGUUACCGAAACUCACGGAGACCUUACAACUGGCAAAUCGCAAAGUGUGGGAAUCGCGACAGUGUUCCUCAUGUUCCUUUUCGCAUUCUUCUUCAAGCCUUCGUGGGGUGCUACUGUCUGGAUCUGGACUGGCGAAAUCUUCAGUAUGAACGUUCGCAACCAGGCCAUCGCUAUCUCUAGUCAAGCUCAGAAUGUCGCCAACGUUGUCCUGCAGCAAGUGUUCCCUAUCUUCCUAGCAAAGAAAGGCUUCUAUGCUAUGUACAUGUUUGGCGCUAUCAACGUUUUACUUUUUGUUUAUGUUUGGUUCUUUAUUGCCGAGACUAAGAACGUCAGCAUUGAAGAGAUUGAUGUCAUUUUUGGUGGCCAUAAUCACGUUGAUGGGGAACUGAGCAAGGGUCAAGUUUCGCAACCUGAGAAUGCGGGUGUUCCGGCUGACAACGCAGAACCACAAAAGAUGAACACCCUUGCGGCAGAGAAACAGGUUUAG
Periconia digitata is the source of this 1698-nucleotide messenger RNA. The record is from the annotation of a GenBank genome assembly. NCBI's taxonomy places the organism in Eukaryota, Fungi, Ascomycota, Dothideomycetes, Pleosporales, Periconiaceae.